Drosophila nasuta is the source of this 9948-nucleotide messenger RNA. It is a transcript of the gene dom, whose product is annotated as domino helicase. Gene Ontology annotation, molecular function: ATP binding; ATP hydrolysis activity; histone binding. Gene Ontology annotation, cellular component: Swr1 complex. Gene Ontology annotation, biological process: chromatin remodeling. The record is from RefSeq and is a predicted model, not a curated record. NCBI's taxonomy places the organism in Eukaryota, Metazoa, Arthropoda, Insecta, Diptera, Drosophilidae.
AUGUCUCAAACAUGAAUGAAGGUAAUUCAGCAGGAGGGGGGCAUGAAGGGCUAAGCCCGGCCCCUCCUGCUGUGUCAGACCGUGUAACUAUACAAUCAACGGAAAAAUCAGUUACAACGCCAAAAUCAACAGCCACAGCAGCUAACAACAGCAAAGCGACAACAACGCAGCAACUGAAAACCAAUAGCAAACAACAACAACAGCAGCAGCUGCUUAGUGCGCAGCUGCCUGUGCCGCUGUCGAACUUGUCGACAGAGGCAACGGCAGCAGCAACGUCAACGUCAACAGCAGCAGCAGCUUCCUCCUCCUUCACCUCCUCCACAAAAAUAGAAGCCCCCACAAGUGACAAUACGUCGCCCCCACAGGCUAAGCGUCAGCGAUUGGAAACAGGAGGCGACACCAACAGCAGCAAUAACAUUGUUGGUGCUAUUAGCAGCAACAUUGUUGGCUCAUUGCUGCCGGCGUCUGUUGUGGCGAGCAGCGAAUUUGGUGGCGCGAAUUCUUCUGCAUUGCAAGACUUGUGUGCGCUCAGGAAGCGCAUACUUCAACAGAAAUAUCAAAUUUUGCGUAAUCUUAAGGAAAGACAUCUAGAAAAUGUGUCCGAAUACUUUUAUUUACAAAACGGUGGCAGUAUGAUGGACUACCCCGCGUGGCGUAAGAAGACACCAACACCGCAGUUCAUCAGCUAUAGCAAUGCGAAUCGUAUCGAGCAGCUGAUACUCGAAGAUAAACCAACAACAUCCGCCGCCGCAGCAGCAGCCGCUGUGGCCCAAACACAAACCCAUAAAACCAAUCAACAACAGCAGCCAACUGAAUCAACUGUUGUUGGCAGCAACGUUGCAACAACAACAACUACAGGGACAACAGGCGUACAAUUGGAUGCAGACAACAGCACACCAAAAACGAAUACGCAAUCUCAACUGCCAUCGAAGCUUGGCAGCAACACAACCGCAGCAGUUGCAGGCGCAGCAAUAGCAAAAUCGAGUCCAAGUAGAGGUGGACAGACUACAACGACAACAGCACCAGCAGCUGCCGCAGCCACUGGAGCCGUUUCCACAACCAGCAGCUUAGUGGAGACGAGCGGUAAUGCCUUGCCACCGGAGGCGGAAAUUAAAAUUCCAUCAGUUGGUGCAACGCCAGUGGCCGUCUCCACGAAGCUACCCGCCGCCGUAGUACAGUUGACGCAGCAAGGUGGCACUCCGUUGGUGCCCUGCAGUAGCUCUGGGGGCUCAUCGGCGCUGCGACGCCCAAACUCCCAGCCAAAUGCAACGGGACAAACUGGCGGCGGAACAUCGGCGGCAACAGGAGGAGCAAGUGGAGCGACACCAACGCCACUGUACACAGGCGCUGGUGGAGCCAAUGGAGCUGCUGCUGGCAGUUCCUUGACAACACCUUGUACCCCUGGCGGCGGCAGUGGCAGCCUUUUGAGUCCACUUGCCAGCACUGGCACACCGAACAGUGCACAAGAGUUUUCGUUUAAGGCGAAGCAGGAGGUUUACGUGAUGCAGCGUAUUUCCGAACUACAGCGAGAGGGAUUAUGGACUGAGAGGCGUUUGCCCAAGCUGCAGGAGCCCAGCCGCCCCAAGGCGCAUUGGGACUAUCUGCUGGAGGAGAUGGUUUGGCUGGCAGCUGAUUUUGCGCAGGAGCGUAAAUGGAAGAAGAAUGCGGCCAAGAAAUGCGCCAAAAUGGUGCAAAAGUAUUUCCAGGACAAGGCCAAUGCAGCACAGCGAGCUGAGAAAGCACAGGAGCUCCAUCUAAAGCGAGUAGCCUCUUUCAUAGCACGCGAAGUGAAGAGCUUCUGGUCGAAUGUCGAGAAACUGGUCGAGUACAAGCAUCAAACGAAAAUCGAAGAAAAGCGAAAGCAAGCUCUCGAUCAACAUCUCAGUUUUAUUGUUGACCAGACAGAAAAGUUCUCCCAGCAGCUAGCCGAGGGCAUGAACAAAAAUGUGCCCGAUACACCAAGUUUAACCUCAAGUCGUCUCACUUCACCCAAACGCGAAUCAGAUGAUGAAUUUCGACCAGAGUCUGGUUCGGAGGAUGACGAGGAGACAAUUGCCAAGGCCGAAGAGGAGGCAGCUGAUGUCAACGAGGAAGUCAAAGCUCUGGCAAAAGAAUCUCAAAUGGACUUUGAUGAUUUCCUUAAUGAUUUGCCACCAGGCUAUUUGGAGAAUCGUGAUAAGCUACUGCUUGAGGAGCAGAGCUCAACAAAAGGCGCAGCUGCAUCUGCAUCUGCUACCGAUCCUGAUGCUGAAGAAAGCGAUGAUAGCGAGUUUCAGGCGAAGGAAGCCAGCGAUGAUGAUGAGAACACAAUCAGCAAACAGGAAGAAGCCGAACAGGAAAUCGAUCAUCAAAAGGAGAUCGAUGAACUGGAAGCGGACAAUGAUUUGUCCGUUGAACAACUGCUGGAGAAAUAUAAAUCGGGCAAAAUUGAUGAACCGCCCAGCGCUAAGCGGCGUAAAAUGGCUGUGGAGACCUCAGAGCAGGAUUCAGAUGAUGAUUCGACGGCAGUUGAAGAUUCAACCGAUGGCAGCGAAAUGGAAGCCAGUGAUGAUGAUGAAGACGAAGAUCUCUCAACCAUUAAAAGUGACACCGAUAUGGAUGAUGGCGAACAGGAUGGUCUCAAAAGUUUAUUGACAGACGCCGGUGGUGAUGGCCCUGGCAAUAGCUCUGCUGUUGCGAGCAGCAAGGACAACAAAGAUGCCAUGCUCAAUGAUGCCGCGGCGUUGGCCGAAAGUCUGCAGCCCAAGGGCAACACAUUGUCCUCGACGAAUGUCGUGACACCGGUGCCAUUCCUUCUAAAGCAUUCGUUGCGCGAGUAUCAGCAUAUCGGACUCGACUGGUUGGUCACUAUGAACGAGCGCAAGCUCAACGGCAUCCUAGCCGAUGAGAUGGGCUUGGGCAAGACCAUUCAAACAAUUGCGCUAUUGGCGCAUUUGGCCUGUGCCAAGGGCAACUGGGGUCCGCAUCUGAUUGUUGUUCCCUCGUCUGUGAUGCUUAACUGGGAAAUGGAGUUCAAGAAAUGGUGUCCUGGCUUCAAAAUACUCACCUACUAUGGCACGCAGAAGGAGCGGAAGCUUAAGCGUGUCGGUUGGACAAAGCCAAAUGCUUUCCAUGUCUGCAUCACAUCCUACAAACUUGUGGUACAGGAUCAGCAAAGUUUCCGGCGUAAGAAGUGGAAAUAUCUCAUAUUGGAUGAGGCGCAAAAUAUUAAGAAUUUCAAGUCACAGCGUUGGCAGCUGCUACUCAACUUCUCCACCGAAAGGCGUCUGCUAUUAACCGGCACACCGCUGCAGAAUGACCUCAUGGAGUUGUGGUCACUUAUGCACUUCCUCAUGCCGUACGUGUUCUCUUCGCAUCGCGAGUUCAAGGAAUGGUUCUCCAAUCCCAUGACUGGCAUGAUCGAGGGCAAUAUGGAGUACAACGAAACAUUAAUUACACGAUUGCACAAGGUCAUUCGUCCAUUUCUGUUGCGUCGGCUGAAGAAGGAAGUGGAGAAACAAAUGCCAAAGAAAUAUGAGCAUGUUGUCAUGUGCCGUUUGUCCAAUCGUCAGCGAUAUCUGUACGAAGACUUUAUGAGCCGAUCAAAAACCCGCGAAACACUGCAGACUGGAAACUUGCUGAGUGUAAUCAAUGUGCUGAUGCAACUGCGGAAAGUGUGCAAUCAUCCGAAUAUGUUUGAAGUGCGUCCCACGAUAUCUCCGUUUCAAAUGGAGGGCAUUGCAUUCCACACGCCACGGCUAGUCAGUGACAUCUUGGAGUAUGAUCCAUUCACGCAAGUCAAUUUGGACACUGUUAACUUGAUGCUCCUGCAACUGGAGCAAACAAUGACGGCUUACGUUUCGCACAAAUCACGUUUGUUGGCGCCGCCUCGCAAAUUGAUCGAGGAAAUUGACAGCGCUCCUCAGCCGCCUCCUCGUUGCCCAAAUGGAAAGUAUCGUUUUCACAUUCGAGUACGAAGUGCUGAGCUGGCACAGCGUAUCAAACUGCAGGCAGUGCGUGUAGGAGCAAGUCCAGCCAUGCGUCUAGAAGGCUCGAAGAUUGUGCCAAUGCGCAGCUUGUUGCCAAGUGGGCGAGUGUUGAAACGGGUCAGCGGUACCAUUAAUCCUAUCAAUAUGGCGCUGAAGCCAGUGAUAAUUAAUAGUUUGGUAUCAACGCCGACGACAAUUGCCAGCGGAAGUAACGCCAGCAACUCUGCACUUAAUGUGCUGGGAAGCAGCGCAAAACUAUUGAGCACGAGGUCGCCUAUGAGUGCACCGACGCCUGCUAAGGUGGCCAAGACUAUGCAGGAUGGAAAGCCCUUCUUCUACCUGACACCCGCCACAAGUGCUGGAGGUGCUGGAGCACGUUUGACGCUCACUAGCAAAACGGCAACAACAAUUGGAUCAACAGCAGGCUCAGCCACGAUAACGAGUAGCAAUUCAGCCGGACAAUUGCAACAGCUUGGCAAGGAUCCCAUUGUUAAAGAUCUGGCAUCGCAUGUCAAGUUGACAGCGCAACGCCAAACCAAUGGUAAGUCUCAGGAUGACUGUUCGACACCAGAGGACUUGGAGGAUCCUUAUCGAGUGCAGCAGCUCAUACAGAUGCGUAAGGAGCAGCGAUUGGCCUCACUUAAACGCAUGGCCAACAUCAAUCGGCGACGCACCGAUGCUACGCCCAUAUAUGGCUCGGAUUGUCGUGAGGCCAUUGAGAAUUGCAUGCAGGCGACGCGCACAUUAAAGCAUUCCACAUGGCAAACGCGGGGCUAUGCAAAUUGCACCGUUGCCAUGCGUCAGCAUAGCGACACCUGGUCGCUGAAUCUGUUGUUAAAGAGCCUUGAGCAACGAUGCGUCGAACUGUCUCCGAUCUUUGCCAAUUUUGUGAUCUAUGUGCCAUCAGUUUGUGCACCAAGAAUUCGACGUUAUGUGCAGAAUUUAUCAUCAACACAUUGGCAAAACGAACGGCGAAUUGAGGAAUCGAUAACGACAACGUUAUCGCCGAAGCUGACAAUGCUGCAUCCCAUAAUUUCCGCAAUGACUACACAAUUCCCGGAUCCGCGACUCAUUCAAUAUGAUUGCGGUAAAUUGCAAACUUUGGAUCGCCUGUUGCGUCAGCUGAAGGUCGGAGGACAUCGAGUGUUAAUCUUUACACAAAUGACAAAAAUGUUGGAUGUACUCGAGGCAUUCCUCAAUUACCAUGGACAUAUUUACCUUCGAUUGGAUGGCUCUACACGUGUGGAACAGCGUCAGAUGCACAUGGAGCGUUUCAAUGGCGAUAAGCGAAUCUUCUGUUUCAUUUUGUCCACACGCUCUGGUGGCGUUGGUAUUAAUUUGACUGGCGCCGACACUGUGAUCUUCUAUGAUUCGGACUGGAAUCCAACGAUGGAUGCACAAGCCCAAGAUCGUUGUCAUCGCAUUGGACAGACACGGGAUGUGCACAUCUAUCGUCUGGUCUCUGAGAAAACCAUCGAGGUGAACAUCUUAAAGAAAGCCAAUCAAAAGCGUAUGCUCAGUGAUAUGGCCAUUGAGGGUGGAAACUUUACAACCACAUUCUUUAAAAGCUCCACCAUCAAAGAUCUCUUUACGAUUGACCAGAGCCAAGAAGAUGCACAAGAGAAACCAGAUGAAAAAGACAAAAUUGUUGCUGCUGAGCCAGAACCUGUUUUCGAAACCGAGAAGCAAUCGCUGCGAGCCUAUGAGCAUGCACUUGCUGCUGCUGAGGACGAACAGGAUGUGCAAGCCACAAAGACGGCCAAGGCUGAGGUGGCUGCCGAUCUUGCUGAGUUCGAUGAGAAUAUCCCAAUUGCAGACGAUGCAAAUGCUGAGGGUGGACCGGUCGAAUUGAGCAAAGCUGAUCUGGAAAUGCAGAAUCUUGUGAAGCAGCUUUCGCCAAUUGAGCGUUACGCUAUGCGCUUUGUGGAAGCCACCGGAGCUGCGUGGACAGCGGAACAAUUGCGUGCUGCUGAAGCAGAGCUGGAAGCGCAGAAACGUGAAUGGGAAGCUAAUCGUUUGGCAGCCAUGGAGAAGGAGGAGCAGUUACUCAAACAGGAAACGGAGGCCGAGGAGAUGCUGACCUACAGUCGCAAGGAUGCAAGCAAUCAGGUCUGGAUAUCGCGCAAUUGCAUGGAGGAGAUGCCUAUGUGGUGCCCGCCAACGCCGCCGCAGGAUAAUAAUGAUAUAUACAUCGAUUAUUCGCUGUCGUUCAUAUACGAUCUCGAUCCUAUUCCUGAAACUGAGCUGCCGCCUGUCUAUGUGCGCCGUGAACUUAAAAGAUCUCGCACUGAUGCUGGUUUCGAUGGCAGCCGGCGACCCAACAAAAUGCGACGUGAGGAUAAUUAUGUGCCUCCACGAUCGUUGUUUGAUCGGCCAACGGCGCAACUGGCGCGACUGCGGCGUGAGCUGAAGAAUCAACGAUUCCGCGGCAGCUUUAAGCCCAACUCAAUGAUACCGGGCCUGAAGCCACAGAUACCCGCCAAGCCGCUGACUGAACCGGAGGCGAUGAGCGAAUGGUGUGUGUUUGAGGACAUGGCCAUAUUGCAUGUCCUCAUCAAUUUACAGGGACUGCCGUGCAGUCUUAUGCUCCUAUCACCGGGCCAGACACCCAACUGGGAUUUGGUGUCCGAGAUGGUGAAUUUCUGCUCGAAGACGUAUCGUUCAGCCAGGCAGUGCCGUUGGCGCUACGAGACGCACAUUCAGCCGCGGGAGGAGGGCAAAGUGGUUGAGAGUCCAAAGAAGCAAAAGAAACUGAAGCCCAUACUGCGCACCGAGUACAUGAAGAGUCCGUUGCGCUAUCUGCGAACCACACAGCUCUAUGCCAGCGACAAUAAUUCAUCGUUCUAUAAGGUGAUGCGACAGCGCUUCGAUACCAUCAAGACGGCGUACUUGAAGAAGGCGCCGCCACCAAAGCGACAAUUCAAUGCACCUAGCCUGAUGAACCCCAAGCAUAUGGGAGUGCUGCAAAAGUUUGGCAUUGCCAACUAUGAUCAGCCGGUGUCGCCGAGCAACAUUGCGGACAUGAUGAAGGCUAGUAAAAUGCGUGACAAGCAGCGCGGUCAAAUGCCGCCAAUGCAACAACAGCAGCAGCAGCAAUCGGUGCAGCAACAUCAGCAGCCAAUGCAGCAACAACAACAGCAGCAGCAGCAACAAGUGCAACAACAAGUGCAACAGCAAGUGCAGCAGCAACAACAGCAACAACAACAGUUGCCAACUGUUACAACCGUGCAGCAGACCGUCGAGUUGGUGCCCAGCACAACGGCAACAACAGUCACGGUGCCCGCUGGCAACACGGGUCAAUUGCAGCAGUUGCAGAUACAGCACUUGACCAGCGCAAAUGUGGCACCAACACAACAAACUGCCAUUCUGGUGCACCAGCCACAGCAACAGCAACAACUGCGCACACAAACGACAACUCAGCAACUGGUGAAAACCAUUGUGGGCACUACGGCCAAUCUGACAGCCGGACAGCUGCAGCAGCUAGCCCAACAGACGUCGGGCAAUGCGGGCGGCAAUGUGCAGCUGCAGGCAGUGUCACAAGGCGGCGGCCAGUCGAGCGUCAGUGUUGUGCUCACCACGCCCGUGCAAUCCUUGCCCAUUGCAACGCAUAGCAAUGUGAAUGCCGCAUCAACAGCGCAGAUUGUGUCCAUCUCGUCGCAGUCAACGCUGCCGGUGAACACUGCUCCACAACUGGGCAGCAUUGUGCAGACGCAAACGUUGCCGCAAGUGGUGUCGGUGGGUCCUUUGACCACCACAGCGGCCAGUCAACAGCAACAGCAGCAUCAACAGCAGCAGCAGCAGACAACAACGGGCACAGUGACCACACUUAAUACGGCCAUGUUGCGUGGUCAACGCAUCGUCUCCACUGGCGGUGCUGGCGGCAAUACCCUUCAAGAUGUGGUGCUGCAACAGCGCAUGCCCAGCCUGGGACAGAGUGUGAGUCCAGCACAAUUCCAGGCACAGCUGCGCUUGGCGGCUGUCUCCGGCGCCAAUGCUACGCAGACAACGCAGCUGGUGACCACCAAAGGCAUUCCGGUCAGUGCAUUACAGCAGAGCGGCAAGACGGUGCUGCCAGGCACGCCGCAGCCAGCGGCGCAUAUACAGCUCUACCGACAGCGCAAUCUAAAGGUGUUGCAGACCCAACAGGCAACGCCUGGCGGUGGCACAACUAAUCUGAAUCCGACCGUGGUACAAACAGCAGGCGGUGCUCUGGCCACGGGCACAAUCAUUCAAACCGGCAAUCUGAUGCAGACGCCCACGCAUGUGACCAGUCAGAAGGUGGCCGUGACGGGUAUGCCAGGGGCAACCACAGUGCAGGCGGGCAACGUGGUGAGCACGGUGCAAAUGCACGGUCAGGCGCGCACACAGUUCAUCAAGCAGAUGACGGCCGGCAAGCAGGGUCUGCCGCGUCAGGUGCUGACCACCGAUGGCAGCGGGGGCGGCGGCACAGCCACUGGGGCCGGUGAUAUGCUGUUGGUUAAGCGCCACAACAUUCUGGCCGCCCAGAAGGCACAACAGGCCACAGGACCACUCUUCACCACUACUAGCAGUGGCGGUGGCGGGGCACAGCAACAGCAGCUGCCGGUCGCUGGCAUCACGCAACAACAGCAGCCGCAACAGGUGACGCAGCAGCAGAUUGCUUCGCUCGUCAAGGCGUCCACUGCAGCGGCCGCGAGUGGCAGCAGUGUGAGUGCUGGCGGCGUGACAGUCUCGGCAACAGGACCGCCCACAGUGCAGGCGGGCAGCGUUAAUAUGACGCUGCCACAACUGAAGCCAGGCAGUCACAUCAAGGUGGCCAUGCCCAAUCAGAUGCGGCAUCUGCAAAUGCAACAGCAGAUGGGCAUACCGCGCAAGAUUAGUCGCAUGACGCAGCUGGUGAGUGCGUCGGGUCAGCCAACAGCGACGAAUAUUGUGGCCACCACAACGGGGCCACAGCAGCAGACACCCGGCGGUGUCACCGUCUCGCCGGCUGCCCAGCAACAACAGCAGCAGCAACAACAGCAGCAGCAGAAGGCAACGCCUGGCGGUGGCAGCGUUCAAGCGCAACUGUUGCACAUACAGAACACCAAGGCGCUGUCCAAUUCGGUGACUGUGCAGCAAAUCCAGCAGGUGAUGCGCAGCGGUCAGCAGACGGGUCUAGUGCUGGGUAAGACAAGUGUCGGUCGUGUCAUACCCGUUUCAGUAGCCUCGCAAGCGACACAGCGUCAAACUAUACAGGUGGUUUCUGCUGCUUCGGCACAAGCGUUGGCUGCUGGCGGUUUGCGUACAGGCCAGAAUAUUGCCGGCCUUAAAGUAGCCACGACUGUGGCUCUGCAGCAUAAUCAGCGACAAAACGCUAGCCCUGUGCGCCUGCAGACCACAGCUGGUGGCAAUUUGCUGGCCGUGGUACAACAACAGCAGCAGCAACAACAACAGCAGCAACAGCAUACGAGCAUUGCUGGUCCAACAGCUGGUCCGGCUGAGGUGAUGACCAUCACACAGACGUCAGCUCCGUUGCCAACAGUGAGCAGCUUGCAGCAGCAACAACAACAGCAGCAGCAACAGUUGGUGGGAGGCGUAACACAGACGCAGCCGACGACGCAACAGCCAUGAGCGGCGCUCGCCUGGUGCAGGUGCAAGCACGAACAAGCAGGAUAUGAAAUGAUGAUGUUGAUGAUGCACUCACAAAUUACACACACACACACACAAGCAAGCAUGAUAGCUUAAUGCUGCAAUUGAUUGUAAUUAUAUAAAUAUAAUACAAAUAUAAAAAAAAGGGUCUAGCUUUUAGUAGUGUAUUAAUCCCAAUCCAAGAUACAGCUGAUCAGCGGGAAACGCAAUUGUACAUCGCAUAUUCCUUAAGCUUUCCCCCAGACAACGCUGUAUGUACAUUUUCGGUAAAUUUUAGAACAUUAGAACCUGCUUAAUUCUAGAUUUUUAACUAUUAACUAUAUAUAAAUAAGUAAAUAUAUAACUUAUGUUUUAGCAUAAUUUAAAAUAC